Messenger RNA from Anisakis simplex (herring worm), 2229 nucleotides. The record is from the annotation of a GenBank genome assembly. Lineage: Eukaryota; Metazoa; Nematoda; Chromadorea; Rhabditida; Anisakidae.
AUGCAUUUGCAGGUUACAAUACCACAAUUCGUAAUUGUCUCACCAUUGAGUCUUCGAUCGGUGUUCGAUCAACCGUUCAGUUUACUUCGCUGGUUUGCUCCGUUCCCGAAAGCCUAUCGAAUAUUUUCACCUCAAAAGGCGCAAUUCUCAAAGAUUAUCGGUAAACCAGAAUAUUUGGGUGCCACCUAUACGUUCCCGUUGAACGAUCACUAUCAUAAAACUAAAUUCUCUGUAUGUUCGAUUUUUUUACAUGUUGUUGGCGUUAUCAUGAACACUAUCAGUGAUUUUGUAGUCCCAGUGAGGGCUGCCAUCAUGAGACAAUUGCAACUGAAUGGUAUUGUUCUGCAGUUGAGAACUGGAAAGCCUGAAGCACCACCAACGGCUGAAGAAGGUCAAAAAAAACGUAAAAGCGAUGAUGACACACAAAAAGAUGAGCCGACUAAAGCACCGAUGCGUAUCAACAGAGCGUCUGCAAAAAUCGCAAUCAUCACAAAACCGGGCAGGAAUGCUGAGGGCAAAGGACGUAUUCUGAUAGGAGUGCUCGAAGAUGAUGGCUAUGAGGGCUUGCACGAAUAUGCAGGGCACAAUAUCACUGUGACAGAAUGUGGUGGUGAUCAGACGAAGUAUGAUGAACGUCGACGAGGAUAUCGUGCAUCCAGUUCUAAGCGAGCGCGUCAUAGAAAGGGUCACAGGACAUUAUCGGAGCAAGAUGGAUCUAUUGCGCCAUCUGAGCGACGCACAGCUGAAGUAGCGGUACUACCCAAAAAAGCGGUAUCCCACAAAUCGCCACCACCCAAACAGUCACCUGCGGCAGUCUCCAUGACCGCACCGAACUCAGUACCAUCCAAGAAUGUUAGCAACCAACAACAACUAAAACAACAACAGCAGCAGCAGCAGCAUUCGGCGUUGUUGUCUCCGGCAGUCACACAACGUGGUUCAAGCAGCGCCUACAAAGAAGUAUCUAAAACGCCAAUGAAUUCAUUGCAAGACUCGAAGAGGCCGCCGUCUGAGAUUAAAUCGUCGACAACUCCCUCAGCAGUCCCACCUCAACAAACACCCCCAAAAGCAUCAGCACCUGAAAAGAGUGCAUCUGGAUCCCCACGAUCCCCUUCACACAAAUCGCACAAAUCACGCCGUUCUCAAAGGUCACAUCGUUCCCAAAGGUCACAUCGUUCCCAAAGGUCACGUCGUUCCCAAAGGUCACAUCGUUCCCAAAGGUCACAGCGUUCCCAAAGGUCACAGCGCUCACAAAGGUCACAGCGUUCGAAAAGAUCACGCCGUUCGAGAAGAUCACAUCGAUCGCGAAGAAAAUUAGAUCGAUCACAGCGUUCGCUUCGUAUGCUCAAACGUAGUAUGAACUCGAAUCCGAUGGCAGAAGAUCGCACACAAAUAUUCGAUCAGAACCUCAAGCAGAAGUCCAUUGUUGAGAGUGUACCGCUGGAUCGAGCAAGCAGUCUGAAUAAGUCACAAAUGGAAGACGCAGCUAUUGGUAAAACUCAAGUGGAAGCUGAUAUUCCGGAUGCUGAUCAAGGAGGCGGAGAGAGUCAGGCAGCGACCAGCAAUCGACCAACCCCGAACGAGCCGACGACACAUUCAGACGAUCGAAAGCCUGCAGGCUUGGAUUUGCCAGUGGAUGAUUCACAGGGGGAAAGUGAUUCCGCUGGCAAUAAACCGAAUGUCGAGAUGCUCAGAUAUGUUGUUCAAGCAGAACCAGUGCCGUUGGAUCGACAAGAUCGUUCGAUUAGGGCCGAAAACGACGAAAGUGUGGAUGUGGAAUCACGCUACCAUCCGCCAGAUAUUCAUGAAAACGAGAACGAUUACGAUAUCGCUAUCAAUACUCCCUUCCUAUACAUCGUGGUUGCAAAUUACCCACAAAGAAAUCGUAUCUUCAUCGUUUGUAUGGGUCAAUUUACCAAUAUAACUGAAACGAAUGAGGAGGAGAAGGCAAGCAAAUGCAAGGAUAAGAUGAAAGGUACAAAAACUCAGAAUGAAAAAAGUGGGAAAGAACGAGUUGAGAGCUCUGAAACAAAUACGGACAAAAACUUCAAAAACAAAUCGAAGAUAGAAAUGGCUGAAACGCAGCGAGAUGAUAAUGCAUCCAAUAAAGACGGCAGUAAGUCGAACAAAGCCGGAAAAGCCGCAGAUCCGGUGAACAAGAGUCAAAAGGAUGACAAAUCCGCAAAGAGUACCAGCAAGAAGGAAAAAAGUCCUCAAGAUAAAAGCAAAUAA